AUGAAGUGGGCCGCGACUUUGGUGCUCGUGGUCCUGGGCUACCUUGUGUACAAGUACGUGCUUAAGGCGCCAUCGGUGGCGGCGGUUCCAGCGGCGAAGAAGAAGGCCAAGAAAAAGAGUGGCAAGAAGAAGAAGGCAGCAACCAGCGACAGCGCCCCUGCGGCGACUCCCUCCGAGAAGGAGGAUUCGACACCCGAAGCGCCGUCAGCUAAUCCAACUGCCACCACAAAAACCAGCGACGACGACGAAGUCUUGGAUUCGUCAUCCGACGACGAAGACGGUCUCUCGGCAGCGCAGAUUUUGGCGCAGAAGCACUUUGGCGCGGCCGCGAUGUGCGGUGCGCAACGCAUGGCGCCAGCAUCCAAGCCGACGUUCCAGUUUGAAGAAGGUCAGCGUGUCCUUGCCCAGUUCCAAAACCAACGCGAGUGGUUCAACGGCACAAUUACCAAGGUGCAACGCGGUAACUUGUACACGGUGCAGUACGACGACGGCGAGAUCGAGUCCAAGGUGCCGAUGGAACGAAUCCGCCUUACAAACGGCGAAGCACCAUGGAGCGAAAACGACGGAGUCUCGUCGUCCGAGUCCGGUGACGCAAAGGGUGACGACGAGUGGGAAGUUGUGAAAGCACCUGCCAAGGUUAAGGGCCAGCGCCCGCCGCCGCCCGCUUCAGCGGAAGAAGCCACAACGGGCUUGACUAAAAAGCAGCGCGAGAGCCGUCGCAGAAAGGAGCGUUUGCGUGAGCAGAAGGAGCUCCUGCGAAGUGAGGCGCAGGAGGGCGGAUUGCAUGCGCGCUGGGGUGGUACCAAGAACAAGUGGACGGCGCCUACCAAGUAA
Messenger RNA from Saprolegnia parasitica CBS 223.65, 834 nucleotides. RefSeq lists its product as hypothetical. The record is from RefSeq and is a predicted model, not a curated record. Lineage: Eukaryota; Oomycota; Saprolegniomycetes; Saprolegniales; Saprolegniaceae. The transcript has 5 exons. Bases 1 to 834 code for a protein of 277 amino acids.